GGCUUCCUGCUGAGCUCCGGCGGGUGCAAGACAGUCUCUCCUCACUGGGGCUGAGGGUUCAGAAGGCCCAGGGAGCCAUGGUGCCUGGACCGAGGUGGAGGCAACUGACGAAACCACUGCUGUUCCUGUCCUGCGCGACGCUGCUCAUCGGUUUUACCCUGCUUAGCCUAGAGCAGGACGUAACCUCCCUGGCCUUCAUCUUCCUCAUCGCCGGAGGCCUCCUCUUCCUCUCCUUCUUGCUGGCAUGCUGCGGGGACUGGUGGCAGAGACAGCAACACCCAUUGAUGCCUUCGCCCUCCACCCAAGAAACCGGACGGGACAACGCAGCCUUCGAGGUGCCAACAUACGAAGAGGCCAUGGAAUCAGGGGCUCCGGCACCUCCAAACUCGCCGGCUCUGGGGGAGCCUCCCGCUUACAGCACGCUGACCCAGAAGGAGCCGGAGGGAGGAGGGCCAGUGAGAACUCCGGGGGGGCCCGACGGGCUCGGGCGCAUCAGACGGGUGGGAUCCGAGGGCAGUAGCCUAGCCCUGCGCACCGGCCUCCAGCCCCGCGGUCAGAGGGCCGUGUCCGAUGCCUCGGCGCUGAGGGGGCCGGAGGGGCUCCCCUGGCCAGAGCCUCUCACCCCACCACCUGCCUACGGAGAGAUCGACGAUGAGGGCGACGACAGCGUUUUUUACGAAGACGCCUGGUCCCCGACCUAGACCCGCCGGCCCUGCCGGGCGUGCAGAACCGAACCGGAGCCACACCGGGGAUCCUCCCCGGGGGCACGAGGCCGUUCCAGGUGCGGCGCAGGGACCAGCCCAUCGAUGAGCCGGACACCGGUCUAGCCACUCACAG
This is a messenger RNA of Ornithorhynchus anatinus (platypus), 837 nucleotides long. RefSeq names its product transmembrane protein 139 (gene TMEM139). The transcript is spliced from 3 exons. The coding region runs from base 78 to 701 and encodes 207 amino acids. Lineage: Eukaryota; Metazoa; Chordata; Mammalia; Monotremata; Ornithorhynchidae. The record is from RefSeq and is a predicted model, not a curated record.